UCUUGAUUUAUAGUGUUAAUUUAUAUUUAAGUUGUAUGCAGUAUAUAUCUGAAAAAUUAUGAAUUCGACGUUAGGAAAUUUGACGAAUUCUUACAAUACGUUUGGUAGAUAUCAAUUUCUUAACGAGACACCAGGAGUUGCAAUACCUAUUUUGAUAACACUGAUUUUAGCCGCUUUGUUUGGAACAUUUGGAAAUGUUCUUAUUCUAAUUACUAUUUUCACAACAGAAAAGUUGCACAAAUUGGAAUGUAUUUUCAUGGCAAACCUUGCCAUAUCCGAUAUGUAUGUCACCACACUAGCAGAUCCCCUUAGUAUUGUUGCAAAACUUGAGGGAGAAGAAUUCUUUGAUAAACUACCAGGAUUUUGUCAGAUAAUAGCUUUUGGAUGUACGAUAGCAUGCAUUAAUUCAUUAGGAAGCAUCGCCCUCCUUAGUUUCAAUAGGUAUAUAUAUAUCUGUCAAAAUAAAUUCUACUUUAAAAUCUUCAAAAAGAAGACAUGCAUAAUAAUGUGCUGCUGUCUUUAUUCGGUUGGUCUGUUGCUCGUUCUAUUGAACUUUGCCGGAAUUGGAGAUCAUUCAUUCGAUAGAAAAAGCCUUGAAUGCAUUUGGGAUCGAAUGGAAACAUAUCCAUACACAGUUGUAUUUUCUGUAACUUUAGUUUGGAUUCCACUUAUUGUUGUGGGAUUUUCAUAUCUUAGUAUAUUUUUGAAAGUUCACAGAUCCCGAAAGAAAACAAAAACUGCAAGUUCAAGGCGUACGUCGUCAUACUCGAUUGGACUUGCUAAAACAUUAUGCAUCAUAUAUGUAAUUUUUGCUGCAUGUUGGAUACCUUAUGCGCUACUCAUUGUACUAGACACAGAUGAUUCGUUUCCCCAUGAAGUACAUGUAUACAUAACAGUAUGGGCACACCUUCAUCCUUCCAUAAACUGGCUUGUUUAUUAUAUUACCAAUACGAAGUUCGAAGCCGCUUUUAAUAGAAUUGCUCAUCUUGAUAUUUGUUUUGGAAGAUGUAAAAAAUCAAGAAAGGAUGGAAAUGAAUCCUCAACAAGUGGUGGACUUUCCACAUCCGAGACAAAUACUACUUUCAAAAAAGCUCUGCCGUCUAUAGAACUAUCUGAUAACAAAAUGAACGAAUAUACAAUCUAGAUGCAAACUGUUUCAUUGAAACAUAAUUGCAGGCACUAAAAUGACAUUAAAUCACGUGUAUCAAUGUAGUUUUUAAUAUAAUUAUAUGUAUAUAGAUCCAGAUUUGUUUUUGUAUAUAAAAUCUAGAUUCCUUUUUGGAAAUAAAAUCCAGAUUGAUUUUUUA
Mytilus californianus (California mussel) is the source of this 1307-nucleotide messenger RNA. Its product is annotated as melatonin receptor type 1B-B-like. The transcript is spliced from 2 exons. Gene Ontology annotation, cellular component: membrane. Bases 59 to 1144 code for a protein of 361 amino acids. Gene Ontology annotation, biological process: G protein-coupled receptor signaling pathway. Gene Ontology annotation, molecular function: G protein-coupled receptor activity. NCBI's taxonomy places the organism in Eukaryota, Metazoa, Mollusca, Bivalvia, Mytilida, Mytilidae. The record is from RefSeq and is a predicted model, not a curated record.